Cyclopterus lumpus (lumpfish) is the source of this 4761-nucleotide messenger RNA. RefSeq names its product chromosome 12 C2orf42 homolog (gene c12h2orf42). The transcript has 8 exons. The coding region runs from base 1800 to 3791 and encodes 663 amino acids. Gene Ontology annotation, cellular component: nucleus. NCBI's taxonomy places the organism in Eukaryota, Metazoa, Chordata, Actinopteri, Perciformes, Cyclopteridae. The record is from RefSeq and is a predicted model, not a curated record.
UGUUAAUUAAGGGAGCGAGCUUGCUUCUGCUUGGGCUAAUGGACUCCACAAACAGCUGUUUGACAGUAGCAUCCCUGUCCAGCGCUGGUCCGUGUACAGUAGACACCGCGCAUCAUUUGAUUCUUCCAGACGAAGAGCAGCGUUGCUAUGCAACGCAAGAGCCUUUUCGAUUGACCGGUAACGCAUCCUUAAGUUAUUCUGUCCUACACCUAAAUACUUGUUUUUAUAGAUCAAGAAAACAACCAUGUGAGGAUCCAAGUUUUGCUCUGUGGCCACCGUCAUUUUUAAUAGGGUUUGGGGGGAAAAAUCCAUUGUGUUGCCUUAUCAGUGAUUUUUUUUAAUUUUUUUUUUUAAACAAAUGAAAUCAUCCAAGAGUAGGCGGGGCCUAAGAAUGUUUUCAACCUUUUUUUUUUUUUUUGUGAGGGAGGAUCUGUCGAUGCUUUUUAGUAACAUGGUUUGAGUUUUUGCUUUGUCCCCAUUAAAAUGCUGAUGCGUAAAAAAAACACACAAAAAACAGCUCCCAGUUACACUGUUUGCAUCUUAUCUUUUAACACCAGGUGGAACUUGGAGGGUUCGUCUCACGAGUGUGUUUUAUAUUCAAAGUGUGCAGACUUCAUUUAAAAAGAGAAAACUCAAAGACGCCUGGAAACUGAAUUACAUUCACAGUUAUAGAUUAAUCUGGUCAUUAUUUUCUCGAUUAAUUGUUGGAAAAUGAUGUUUUGUAAUGUCAAAACUUAAAUAUGUUCAGUUUUAUAUCAUAUGACAUGAAGAAAAGCAGCACAUUUAUAUUUUCCUUAAAAAUAAUGAUACUCCUAUAAGCAUAUUUCCUUAUUAGUUUGUCUGCAAGUAGAUUAGUUGAUUAAUAUUUCAGCCUGAACAUAGUACAAAGCACGAUUUGCCUAUGCAAAAAAAAACAGAACACCUGCACCUCUAAAUGUAAUGUUGUACGACUGUAUGGUCAUUAUGUUCACUUUAUUUUUUUAACUUAAUUAAUCAGUGAAUACAUACGGAAAUACAACUGCAUCACUUUAUAUUAUAUUUAAUGUAUCAGUUUUAUAUAAUUUUAAACAUUAGUAUUAGUAACAUUAAUAUUUGGGUUUUGGACACUUGGUUGAAUCGAACAAGACUUCAACAGUAUUAAAACAUUUUUAGGGACAAUUGGUAAAUUAAUUUAACACAUUACAAAAAGGUUACACGUUUUUUUUUGUCAUUGUAUGAGAAAGUAAAUGUGGAUUGUAUUCCCAAUUUCUUUUAUAUUAUGUAUUAAUAUUAUAUAUAAAGUUUAACAUUGUAUAUUAUCUUUUUAACGUCUAGCAUUAAAUGAGGAUUAACACCUGACUGGGUAGAUAAAGGUAUAAAGCCAGGCUUACAGCUUUGGUUCAGUGGUGCUUUAAGCUAAAUGUUAUACUAUAUAUAGUCAGUCUGUAUUUUAGUUAAGCCAUUUUGCUAAUAUAUAUAUUUAUUUAUUUAAAAAUAAAGUAUAAGGGUUUUUAAAGGUUAUAGUCGACCAGAAAACGCCUGAAAACAAGCCUCUGACCGCCAUUCAACACGAACUACACUUCCCAUGAGUCAACGCUCCCGAGGAGGCCGCCCCCAUUUCUACUACCACGUGACCGCCUCCGACCAAUGGGGAGUGUCGUUACAGGCGCAAUGCGGUUGUCGGGAUGUAAGGAGGAAUGGCGACGGUCGAGACGGUUUUUGGAGGCCAGAGUCGAGAUGAAUUUCGACCAAACAGAAGCCGAACUCAGGUUUGAAUCCCUUCUGUUCCGACUGAACCGUGAGUGACACAGAGUCCCAAAAUGGAAACUGAAGUGACGGUGUCCUCCUCGUCGAGCUCGGUCUCGUCCUCCACUCCCCAGACCGCCGCGGCUCAGGCCAACCUGGCCGCGAAGCAGCGAGACGGCAGGAAGAACGCCGCGUCCACGACCCCGGCCUUCCUCUCCAACCUGGGGAGGGCCACCCUGCGGGGGAUUCGCAAGUGUCCCCAGUGCGGCGUCUACAACGGCACCCGGGGGCUCAGCUGCAAGAACAAGGUGUGCGGGAUCUCCCUCAGAAAUGCGUCCUCGGCGGCGGGCAGGAGCAGCAAGAAAUGUGCGGUGGACGUGGUGAGAGUGAUAAUAGACAGUGAGGAAGGAAUGGGGAAGGAGCGCGAAGGUGGAGGAGGAGGAGGAGGAGGAGGAGGAGUCCUGGGCGGCGGCGGCGGGUCAAGUGCAGGAGUGCAGGUGUUUUCAGUGUGUCAUAGAGGAAGAGGAGCCACCGCCACGCAGUUGGGCUUCGUUGAACUCGUCCCCACGGACACGGCCAUAGCGACGGGCGACGGCGCCACCCUGCUGACCCGCAUCAACCUGGGGCGCUGCUUUUUGCCGUCGUGCAGGCAGGGUCAAAGGUCAAAUCAGGGCGAGGCGGAAUCGGGGGCGGCGGGGUCGAAACAGUCCUCGGACAGCCUCUGCGUCCACAUCAAGCAAGCGAUCGAGUGUCGGAGCCGUUCGACGCCGCUGACCUUGAAGAGCUCCGUCCUGGAGGGUUUGCAGGCCUCCAUUCAAGCCAGGAAGGAGCUGUGGAGGCUGGCCACGGAGUCUCCGGGCCCCCUGGUGCAGCGCGUGGCGAAGGACACGCUGGUGGUGAAGUGCCACGUAGAUUCCCAGCAUCCCCUGGGGCUGCUGCAUCUCACCGUGGGCGCCGGUGGACUGUCUGAGGGUUUAAAGAGCGAGAGAAAGGUCAGAGAGCAGCAGCAGCAGCAGGUGCAUGCCGUGUUUCACUGUGCUUGUCAGGUCGGCGGCGGCAGAAAGAGUAAACCAGGUGUCGAUGCCGCCGGUGGAUCCGCCGGCUCGCAUCCUCCGUCUCCCGGCCCGGUGGCGCCGCAACCCUGCCUCCACUUCUACGCCUGCGUGUGCGCCUUUGCGAGCGACGAGAAACUGGCGUCAGAGUUUGCCUCCUUCAUCAAGUACACGCCCGGUGGGGUGCAACAAAACGCCACCAGUCGAGUGGUCGGUCCCAGUGAGAAGCCUCUGCAGCAGGCCGACCCGCUCAACUCUCCUCUCAGAACGAAGAAACUCCGCCUGGAUGAAUCUCUCUCUGGGUCGCAGGUCGUGGACGAGCGCACGGUGACGAUGGGCUUCCAGCAGUGGCUGGCCGGCGUCACAGAGAGGAUCCACCAGACGAUGCACUACCAGUUCGAUGGGAAACCACAGCCUCUGGUGUUCCACAUACCGCAGGAGUUCUUCAUCGCUCUGCAGCAGCGUCUGUCGCUGGGCUCCAAGAAGAGGAGGCUGCCCAACUUCACAACAGCGUUGGUGAAGAACGACGGCCUUCCUCUCGGCUCCUUCUCCAAGUACACCUGGCACGUCACCAAUCUCCUGCAAGUCAAGCGCAUCUUCGACACCUCGGAGUUGCCUCUCGAGCUCUCUCAGAGUUUCGUGAGGAACGCCGACGGCUCUUAUUCACGCUUCCGCUGCCCCGAGCCGCCGCCGCCUGAACCAGAACCACCGGAGGGCUGCAGGACGGACCGGCCGCAGGCCAUCCGGCCGAUGGAGCUGCGCACCUUCCUCAAAGUCGGACCGGCGGAUCAGAAGGAGGCCGCCCCGUUUGUGAUCGAGUGGAUCCCGGACGUCCUCCCCCACUGCCACAUGGGGGAGCUCCGGAUCGCCUUCGAGUUCGGCCACCAGCAGAGCGGUCAGCCGGAGGACGGCGAGAGAACCGGCGCGGCGGAGAAGGGAGGUCGCAACAGGUCGGACUCCACGCACGCGAAACACGCCAAGGCCGUGGAAAUCAUCCAGCUGGUGGUCCAGUGACCAGUGGGGACGGCUGCACCAAUGGGACGACAGAUAUGGAUUCAUAUGCCUCGCUAUGGGACUUACCCCUAUUUAUCAGUGUUGUAUUAUGCAAGGCAUGGAUAAUCAAUUGCCAUGUGAAUUACUCAGUUUAAUAUUGAUCAGUAUUUUUACACAAUCUAGUCUGACGUGGAGUAUUUAUCAUAAUGCCUUUUUAAAUAUCCGUAAUAUCAAGAUCUUCUUUACCUGAGAUUAUACAAACAGUAAAAAAUAUAAAUAAGAUUUAAAAAAUAAUAUUUGUCUUGUUUAUCAGUAGAAACGACACGCAUGUAAAUUGCUGCAUAAUUUAUUUUAUAUAUAUAUAGAAACAGCAGGGGGUUAUGGGUGAAGUACCAUAUUCGCUACAGGAAGUGGGUGGUAUACAUGCAUAUGCACGUACAGCGUGCGGCUAUAUAAAGUAAACGUCAUGCAGGAUUUAUAGACGCACACAUGUUGAAGCACCGUUUGUGUGCAUAUUAAACUGAAAAUAUACCGUUUGAAGUUAAGUGCAGGUUGUAGCGUAACGGGUUAUUGACACUAUGUGACUAAACUUACCUGCGUUUGUUUCUGCAGCUGUUUUAAUCCUUCAAACGAAAAAAGGUAUAUUACAAUUACAAAAUCUGAUGUGUGAAAGUUAUUGUGUAUUAUAUCGUACGGGUUAAUGUUGGAGGCACGCUCUUUGUGGAAAGAUGUAGCUCUGGAUGGAUGCUCAGACCUCCACCAGCAGAUGGAGACACGCGCCUCCUUUACCACAACGAGACAAGAGUGUUACAAGUUGCACAACAAUUUACAAGAUGACAUCAAAUGGGAAAAGUUGGUCGACGGGAGGAUAAAUAUUCUGAAAGCAAUACAGAAUGCUUUGAGAGCCUUCGCUGCAUAUGUCCCAUUGUAUUAUUUUUAACAUUUUUAAAGUGUCACCUGGUGCCUGAAUGUGGUGUUUCCCUUUGCACAA